Messenger RNA from Amphimedon queenslandica, 703 nucleotides. RefSeq lists its product as uncharacterized. Gene Ontology annotation, molecular function: growth factor activity. The record is from RefSeq and is a predicted model, not a curated record. The coding region runs from base 62 to 574 and encodes 170 amino acids. Lineage: Eukaryota; Metazoa; Porifera; Demospongiae; Haplosclerida; Niphatidae. The transcript is spliced from 6 exons.
AUGGGUGGGGCUCAAGUUAAUAGCCACGACCACAGCUGACUGAGUCAUUUUAUUUUCCAAAAUGUCCUUUCUGGGAAACAUAGAGAAGGCCUUAAAUGAUGCCGGGAAAGAUAUACAAAGAGUUGUUGAUGAUGGGAUGAAUCUCACCAUUGGUGAUAGACUCAGGCCUGGUAAUGUCGUCCAGUUGACUUCAAAGCUUGGCGGGAAGUGUCUCCGUGUGACAGAGACUGGUGCAGUGGAUUGCUAUGGAGAGGGAGGACCAAAGGCAUCUCCUUGUCAUUUCAUGAUACUUCAGGGCAGUAUCCCAAACACUAUCAGACUCCAUAAUGUGUAUCAGCCCCAAUACUUCCUUGCCAUUAACAGAGGAUACUUCAUUGGGAAUGGUCAAGGUGGCAAAGACUGUGACUUCUAUGCUACCAUUUCCAAUGGGCAGUAUGCUGUAUUUGAGAGUGCAUCUGAGAUGGGGUCGCACAUUGGAGUCCUCCCAUCAGGACAAAUAUCAGCUCCCGCACAGACUAAUAAGUCGACCGAAGCUACUCAUUUUGCUGUUAGAUUCAUUAGGAGGGGUCCAUGAAGAAAAAAAGGAAAGAAAAGAAAAGCUAAAGAACUAGUGAUUUGUCACAAAUAUAGUUGUCAUUGUCCUUUCCUUGUUAUUAUUAUUGUUGUUGUUGUUUACUGUGCAAAAGUCUUGCACGGAUUGGGA